Ostrinia furnacalis (Asian corn borer) is the source of this 1311-nucleotide messenger RNA. Its product is annotated as venom protease-like. The transcript is spliced from 10 exons. The record is from RefSeq and is a predicted model, not a curated record. NCBI's taxonomy places the organism in Eukaryota, Metazoa, Arthropoda, Insecta, Lepidoptera, Crambidae. Gene Ontology annotation, biological process: proteolysis. Gene Ontology annotation, molecular function: serine-type endopeptidase activity. The coding region runs from base 95 to 1252 and encodes 385 amino acids.
GUGAGUUCAGUGGUCGACCUCGUCCAAGGAUUCUUUUUUAAAAAACUAAAUUCAUUUUUGUGUCUGAUUUUGUGAACCGUAGACGCGGUCCAACAUGGCCGUGUUUUUUGUGUUGCUUGUGGUGUAUUUGCAAAGUUCUAUAGCCGAGCCAGAAAAAUGCGAAAUCAGAGGUGUGGAGGGGGAGUGCGUGCCGCUGCCCGCGUGCGAGCAAUACGUGGCCCUGCUGAAGAACACCUCCUCCACGGCCGAGGGCCUGCAGCUCACCGCGGAGAGGCGGUGCGGCUUGGACGAGAAGAAUGCUAAGGUCUGCUGCCCUGUGGUCCAAACCAAUUUGUUACGCUUCAAACAAAACGAGGAGGACCAGGACUUAUACGUGAACGCCUUCCCCGGUCACGACCUCUGUGGUCGGAUUGAUAAAGAUCGUAAGGACAAGAAUGUUCACAUACUGAGUGAAUCAGAAAUCAAAAGUGGUUGGAUGUUUGUAAUAUCAAACGGCAUACCAGUUAUCUCGCGAGAUAUGUCUCGGUACAUGGCGCUGCUGGGCUACAAAGUGAACGCCAACGUGCUGUGGCAGUGCGGAGGAUCGGUGAUCACGGAGAAGCAUGUCCUCACGGCUGCACACUGCAUCUCCACUUCUCUGCAUGUGGUGCGGGUCGGUGAGCUCGACUUGGCUUUAGAGGAGAAAGACGCGCAACCCAUAGACUUUUACAUCAAGAAGAAAAUACCCCAUGAGCUGUACUCUAAAUUCCAAAAUGACAUAGCCAUAGUUGUGUUGGAUGGAAGCAUUAAAUUCAAGGAAGAACAUCAUGUUGGCCCCAUAUGCCUGCCGUUUGACAAUAAAAUGAAGGUGUUGCCAAAGUAUAAUUAUUAUAAUUAUAAGGGUACAUUUGUGGCUGGCUGGGGCGAGGCACCGGAAAAACGUGAGAGACCUACAUACCUGGCAUAUGCACAUGUGAAUAUUUUUUCUACUGCCAAAUGCAAGAGACUGUACGAGAGCCCAACAAGAACGAUAGACGACCGUGUCUUCUGCGCCGGCGACUCUGAAUUAGAACACGACUCGUGUAACGGGGACAGCGGAGGGCCGCUGGUUGCUGAAUAUAAGGUGGAAGAAUUCAACCGCACGUUCUACUACCAGCUCGGGGUCAUCUCCUACGGGUACAGAUGCGGCGAGGGACCCUUCGUUGGUGUGCUCACCAAUGUCACCCACUUCAUGCCCUGGAUACGGCAGAAAGUGCUAGGGGAGAAGCUGUAGUACCUAAAUCGCUGUUGGACUGCCGAUUCGACAUUCGAGGACCGCCAGUUUGCACCCCG